Molecule: messenger RNA, 1236 nt
Organism: Penicillium macrosclerotiorum
Lineage: Eukaryota; Fungi; Ascomycota; Eurotiomycetes; Eurotiales; Aspergillaceae
Product: Gfo/Idh/MocA family protein
Exons: 3
Coding region: 1-1236 (411 amino acids)
Molecular function (GO): nucleotide binding
Source: RefSeq, a predicted model, not a curated record
AUGAUCUCGCUGAUAGGACGUGUUUAUACUGCCUUUAAUCCCCAAACUGUCGAAAAGAAGAGCAAUGCUAUCCGGAUCGGUGUCCUAGGAGCUGCCAAGAUUGCUCCCUUGGCUCUGAUAACCCCGGCAAAAUCGCACCCCGAAGUAAUCGUGCAAGCUGUUUCCGCAAGGGACCAGAAUCGAGCCAAACAGUUUGCCAAAGAGUACGGCAUCCCUGAUGUAAAAGGGUCAUACCAAGAAUUGCUCGAUGACCCAAACAUUGAUGCCAUUUUUAUACCUCUCCCGAAUGGCUUGCAUUUUGAGUGGGCUAUCCGCGCUAUUCGUGCUGGAAAGCAUGUCUUAGUAGAGAAACCGUCGGUAUCCAAUGCGGCAGAAGCCAAGGCCCUCUUCACUAUGCUGGAGCUAUCUCAGCCAAAUGCUCCACUUCUCCUGGAAGCUUUUCACCAUCGCUUCCAUCCGGCCAUCCAGCUAUUUCGAUCUUUCAUCACCUCAGCUGACGUGGUUCAUGCCUACACGGAUUCUAUGGUACCAUGGGUGCUUACUUCCAAGGAAAACAUUGAGUUCAACUAUAGCCUCUCUGGAGGUAGCAUGAUGAACCUUGGUACGUAUAAUUUCGGCAUGCUCUGCAUAAUCUUCAAUGACGAGCCGGAAGAGUGCCUCAAGUGUGACACUAGUAUCUUCGGGGACAAACUCCACGAUAAGUGCGACUAUGAUUUCAAAGCCCAGUUUCGAUUUCCUGGCGGCGGGAUCGGCGAGGCAACGACUUCACUCAGAGGACCUGUCUUAUGGAAGCCAUCUGAAGCGAGAGUGACGAUGUGCGAGGUCGUGAUACCAGAUACAAGUCUGCCACCUACACAAGAGAAAAUACGCACGAGACAAAAGACGUUACAUGGCUUUAUUCAUUCCUUUAUCUGGCAUCGCAUUGACGUCAACGAUUCAUAUGUCAUCCGCGACACCCGUAACCGGCAGCCUCUCAAGAGUUGGGUGGAGUCCCAGUCUCACAAAGCGUAUAGCUUUAAGGAGGCUGGCGGUCAUUUUGCGAACCUACCAGGCGAAGACUGGUGGAUGUCCUAUCGAUAUCAACUGGAAGAGUUUGUGAACGGGGUCAAGGGACGUCCGACGCAAUACUGGGUCAGUGCCGACGAUUCCAUUCAGCAAAUGAGAAUGAUUGAUAUGGCGUAUGAGAAGAGUGGGUUGGGGUUGCGACCCACCAGUUCAUUCCUGAAAGAGAUGUGA